AUGCAGAUCAAAGUACGAACACUUACCGGCAAGGAGAUUGAGCUCGACAUCGAGGCCGACUACAAGGUUUCGAGGAUAAAGGAGCGUGUUGAAGAGAAGGAGGGUAUUCCACCUGCCCAACAGCGUCUGAUUUAUGGCGGAAAGCAGAUGAGCGACGACAAGACAGCAGCAGACUACCAGCUCGAGGGUGGUGCGACAUUGCACUUGGUGCUUGCACUUCGUGGUGGAUACUAA
Molecule: messenger RNA, 234 nt
Organism: Bipolaris zeicola 26-R-13
Lineage: Eukaryota; Fungi; Ascomycota; Dothideomycetes; Pleosporales; Pleosporaceae
Exons: 4
Coding region: 1-234 (77 amino acids)
Biological process (GO): modification-dependent protein catabolic process; protein neddylation; regulation of proteolysis
Cellular component (GO): nucleus; cytoplasm
Molecular function (GO): protein tag activity; ubiquitin protein ligase binding
Source: RefSeq, a predicted model, not a curated record